Molecule: messenger RNA, 984 nt
Organism: Lactuca saligna
Lineage: Eukaryota; Viridiplantae; Streptophyta; Magnoliopsida; Asterales; Asteraceae
Source: the annotation of a GenBank genome assembly
AUGAAAAUCAGAAAAAAAAAAAAGAACAAGCACAUAGUAGAAUCACCAAAGAAGGGUAGAAAAGUUAAAAGAAAAGAUGAUGGUAUCAAAGCUGUUGAAAUAAGAUCACAAAGAAAGUCUAAUUUAGUAGCAAAGGCUAAAACAAGUAAAAAGGAAUAUGGUUCUGGGAUGCUCAAGCCAAUUGAAAUAAGUAGCAAUUCAAAGAACAAGUUUGAGAAGAAGGUAUGGGAAAAGAAAUUGGAAAAGAGAAUGGAAAAGAAGAUGGAUAAAAGGCAUCCAGAAGGGCUUAGAAGACUAAACAGUAGAAUGUCACCAACGAAGAUGAGCCUAGUUGCAUAUUGUGCCAUAUUUGACAUCGAGUACAAUAAAGUAUUGACUGAAAAAGGAAGCAUGUCAAAAGCAUUAAUUGAAGGGAUGAAAAAGUUUCCUAAUAGUGAAAUAUUGAGAGAAAGGAUGACAUUGAUGAAAAUGUUGUUUAAUGAUGUGGGGAUUAAUGAAGAUGCAGUUGUAAAUGAAAGUGAUGGCAUUGAUGAGGACACAGACACAAAUGAUGACAUGUUACAGAAAAAUGCACAACAUGAAAAUUUUGGACAAGCUUCCAGGUCAAAUAAAAGUCCUGUUACACCAUACGGGACAAAAGAGAAUGUAGAAGACAUUGGGCAACACAGGGAAGGGAAAGAAGUUGCACAUGAAUACGUGACGCCUAUGGGUGAAAAUAAUGAAGCAUGGGGAAAUAUAAAUGAAUUGAGUAGUUCACAAUUCUUUAAACUCCCUGGAGUUGUAGAUGAAGUGUUGGAUAUGAUGGAUAAAGUAUCAGGUGAUAAGAAGGUUACUUAUGUUGGAGAUAACAAUUAUGGGGUUGAUAAGAGUUUAAAAGAGACAAUCAAUGAGGAAACAACUUUUACUGCACAAAGCUCAAGAAAUUUAUUGACUGAUCUAAACGAAUCAGUUGUUGUGAAGGAUAGAGGGAACAUUGAAAAAUAA